AUGGAGGAGGAGAUGCAGCCAGCAGAGGAGGGGCCCAGCCUCCCCAAAAUCUACAAGCAGCGGAGCCCUUACAGCGUCCUCAAGACCUUCCCCAGUAAGAGGCCAGCCUUGACCAAGCGCUACGAGAGACCCACCAUGGUGGAAAUCCCUCCGGUCAGGGCAGCUGCAGGGGGGCAGCAGCCCCACUUUCAGCAUCCUCCUGCCUCCAUCAGCAGCAGCGAGCAGCAUCCUCAGUACCAGGCGCAGAGCUCCUAUCCGAACGGGCCGGGCCGGGCCGCCGUCGCCGCCUCCUCUUCCUCCCCCUCCUGCACCCCGCUCGUGUCCCAGGGCCACCUGAGGACUCCCGUUCCUCCGCCCACUGCCCUGGCUUCCUCCUCCGCGGCCGCCGCGGCCGCGGCCGCCGCCGGGGUCUCCAGGUACGGAGCCAGCCAGGCGGCGGCCGCGGGCAGCAGCAGCAGCAGCAGCAGCAGCACCAGCAGCAGCAGCGAAGGCAGCGGCAACGGCGCCGGCGGCAGCCUGGAGCUCAGCGCAGAGAGUCGCAUGAUCCUGGAUGCCUUUGCCCAGCAGUGCAGUCGGGUUCUUAGCCUUUUAAACUGUGGCGGAAAACUCCUGGACUCCAACCAUUCUCAAUCCAUGAUUUCUUGUGUGAAGCAGGAAGGCUCGAGUUAUAGCGAAAGACAAGAACAGUGUCAGAUCGGAAAAAUUGUCCACAGUCAGACAUCAGACAACUUAGACAUUGAGAUGCAAUAUAUGCAAAAGAAACAGCAAACUUCUGCCUUCUUGAGGGUUUUCACCGAUUCCCUACAAAAUUAUCUGCUUUCUGGGAGCUUUCCAUCUCAGAAUUCCUCAUCUGUAAAUGAUUAUAGCCACCUGGCAGAUGUGGACCCUCUCUCAACCUCCCCAGUCCAUACUUUAGGUGGAUGGACCUCUCCGGCCACUUCGGAAUCGCACGGUCACCCGUCAUCUUCGACCCUCCCGGAAGAGGAAGAAGAGGAAGAAGGGUAUUGCCCUCGUUGCCAAGAGCUAGAACAGGAAGUCAUUUCCCUACAACAAGAAAAUGAAGAGCUCAGAAGAAAACUGGAGAGCAUCCCAGUGCCCUGCCAGACGGUCUUAGAUUAUUUGAAAACUGUCCUUCAGCACCAUAACCAGCUUAUGAUACCACAGCCAGCAGAUCAGCCCACAGAGGGAAGCAAGCAGCUGUUGAACAACUAUCCUGUCUACAUCACUAGUAAACAAUGGGAUGAGGCUGUAAAUUCUUCCAAGAAAGAUGGGAGGCGGCUCCUUCGAUACCUCAUCAGAUUUGUUUUUACAACCGAUGAGCUUAAGUACUCAUGCGGCCUUGGAAAAAGGAAAAGGUCAGUGCAGUCAGGAGAGACAGGUCCUGAAAGACGUCCUCUGGAUCCAGUUAAAGUAACAUGUCUCAGAGAGUUCAUUAGGAUGCAUUGCACUUCCAACCCGGAUUGGUGGAUGCCGUCAGAGGAGCAAAUAAAUAAAGUAUUCAGUGAUGCGGUUGGCCAUGCCCGACAAGGACGAGCUGUGGGGACUUUCCUACAUAAUGGCAGCUCGUAUUAUGAAGGGAUUGAGCAUCAGCUUUCACAGGAUGAAGUCCUCAAUAAAGGUUCCCAGGAUGCAGCUGGAGAUUGAUGGAAAUCAGAAGAAAUCUAUUCCACUGUAGCAGCCAGCCAACUAAAGAAUACUGAUUGUGAGAUGAACUGUUAAUAUCAAUUAGGAGUCCAAAGCAUUUCAUAUUCAGUCAUACUUUUGACACCCUACCUUUUCACCCUCUUAUCCUAGUGCGCAAGUCCCAGAUAGAAAUCCAUUUCGGGGUCAGCUUGGGAAGAUGUUAUGCUUACCACAGACUUUUUAGAGUCAUUAAUGGAAAACUGCAAUUGGUUUCGAAUGCUUUAUAUCUAGACUGUCAGGUGGGGAAUAUAAGUGGACCUGCAAAAAAUCUUUAUGAUGAAAUCAUUAAACGCUGCCAUUAAAGUUGGCUAUUGAUCUCAAAGUAAA
Antechinus flavipes (yellow-footed antechinus) is the source of this 2010-nucleotide messenger RNA. RefSeq names its product BEN domain containing 4 (gene BEND4). Gene Ontology annotation, molecular function: DNA binding. The record is from RefSeq and is a predicted model, not a curated record. NCBI's taxonomy places the organism in Eukaryota, Metazoa, Chordata, Mammalia, Dasyuromorphia, Dasyuridae. The transcript is spliced from 5 exons. Bases 1 to 1644 code for a protein of 547 amino acids.